AUGUCUUCCCUCAUCGACCCACUGAUCGAGUUCAUUGGCUCAUUCUCAACCUUCAAUCAAAUCCUCAUCUACUUCCUACUCUCCAUCACCUCGAUCAUCUCCAUCAACAUCUUCAACCAAUUGGCUAUUCCCAAAGAUCCGACCACCCCACCUGUGGUCUUCCAUCUAUUCCCAUUCAUCGGCUCAGCUGUGUCCUACGGAAUCGACCCUUACGCUUUCCUCGAAUCUUGUCGGAAGAAAUACGGGAAUGUCUUCACCUUCGUCCUCUUGAAUAAAAAAGUCACCGUCGCACUCGGUCUCGAAGGAAACGCAUUGAUCCUCAACGGAAAACUGUCUCAAGUUAAUGCUGAAGAAGCUUACACAGCACUCACUACACCUGUGUUCGGAACUAAAAUGGUCUAUGAUACGAUAAGCUACCUCGAAGACCAUGUAUUUGAGAAACCGAAAACGCAGCAAGCUGUCAAAGACUGCUUCAAAGUGGCAUCUGAGAUCACUAUCUGCACAGCCUCAGCCACCCUUCAAGGUCCCGAAGUCCGCGAAGGACUCAACAAAUCAUUUGCCAAUCUAUACCACGAUUUAGACGGCGGGUUUACCCCACUACAUUUCGCAUUCCCCAACCUACCCUUACCAUCAUAUCGACGACGAGAUCGGGCGCAAGUGGCGAUGCGCAACUUCUACAUGAACAUAAUCCAGAAGAGACGAGAGGACAACCGAGAAGGCCAGCUCGGAGACAUGAUCGACAGCUUGCAGGGCCAAACCUACAAGGAUGGGCGGCCGUUGACCGACAAGGAGAUCGCUCAUAUCAUGAUUGCCCUUCUGAUGGCCGGCCAACAUACCAGUGCUGCCACUGGAUCAUGGCUCCUCCUCCACCUCGCCUCUCGCCCAGAUAUUGUUGCCGAAUUGAGGCAGGAACAGAUCGAAGUGUUCGGCAAACCUGGACAAACUGAUGAUAAAGAACUCGACCCUCUAGACCUCGAACGUGUGCAGAGUCCCUUGAUGCUCGCUUGCAUCAAGGAGGUCCUCAGACUUCAUCCGCCCAUCCAUUCAAUCAUGCGAAAGGUCAAAUCACCGAUCACUGUCCCGCGAACAUUAGCAUCCCAUAACGAAGAUACGCCAUACAUCAUUCCGUCGAGUAACUUUGUCUUAGCAGCGCCGGGGGCAUCGCAGAUCGACCCGGCAAUCUGGAGCUCACCUCACGAGUUCGAGCCCAGUCGAUGGCUGAAGCUCACCUCGCCCUUCAAGGCCGGCGGGGGAGAGACACAAGAAGAGAUGGUCGACUACGGCUUCGGAAUGAUCAGCAGCGGCGCCAACUCGCCCUUCCUCCCCUUCGGCGCAGGCCGUCAUCGCUGUAUCGGCGAACAGUUCGCUUACCUUCAGCUCUCUACUCUCGGCGCUACCGUCAUUAGGAACUGCGAACUCGAACUAGUCUCCAAUCAGUUCCCUAAACCUGAUUAUACUACUAUGUUGGUCUGUCCUAUCAAACCAAGAGACGUCAAGUUUACUAGGAGGAACACCCACUCGUAA
Messenger RNA from Puccinia graminis f. sp. tritici CRL 75-36-700-3, 1524 nucleotides. RefSeq lists its product as uncharacterized. Bases 1 to 1524 code for a protein of 507 amino acids. Gene Ontology annotation, molecular function: iron ion binding; monooxygenase activity; heme binding. The record is from RefSeq and is a predicted model, not a curated record. The transcript has 7 exons. NCBI's taxonomy places the organism in Eukaryota, Fungi, Basidiomycota, Pucciniomycetes, Pucciniales, Pucciniaceae.